UUAAAAAACCCAAGAGACGCCAAAGCGGUGAAGAAGAACACAGAGACUGGAGUUUGGGUCAAAACCCUACCGGAGCUAGAAGGAAGAAGAAGAUGAGCGCCAUGAAGGGACCACUAGAAAGGCUUCACCUAAGUGAAAGCCACCACCAAUCACCGUUCCCCAAUUCCGACCCUGCUCGAUUCCAGAGCCUUCUGGACUCCGUCGCCUCCGACCCCAGUCUUCCUUCUUCCUCGUCUCUCGGUGCUGACCUCGAUCCCAAUUUGGAUGACAAGGAUGGCAUUCUCAGCCAGGACUUCUUCUGCACUCCAGAUUAUAUCACCCCGGAAAAUCAGAAUACGUUUAACGGGUUUGAUUGCAGUAAGGAAAACAUCCCUUGCCCCAAAUCUCCGGAGAAAACUGCGGUUAAAUCCAAGAGGCGUCGACAGGGGCAUUAUGUUAUCUCAUCGGAUCCUGUUCUUAGCCCCACUUUGUUUGGGAAUCAGGAGGUGGGGAAAGAUGCAAUUGGAAUAGAUGAUAUUGAGAUAGAGAACACAACUGUAAGUGAAGUGCGGAAGACAACAAAUUAUGUAUCCCAAUCUGCAGUUGCUUUGCGCUGUCGGGUUAUGCCUCCUCCAUGCUUUAAGAAUCCUUAUUUAAAGGAUGCUUCACAAAUGGAGAUUGAUCCUUUUGGCAAUCAAAGAUCAAAAUGUGCAGCUUUCUUACCUGCAAUGAAGGAUGGAAAUGGCCUUUCACGUUAUCGUGCUGAUUUUCAUGAGAUUGAGCAAAUUGGGAGGGGGAACUUCAGUCAUGUAUUUAAAGUCUUGAACCGAAUUGAUGGUUGCUUGUAUGCUGUGAAACAAAGCAUUAGGCAGUUGCAUCAGGACACAGAAAGGAGAAAAGCUUUAAUGGAAGUUCAAUGCUUAGCAGCUCUAGGAUCCCAUGCAAAUAUUGUUGGGUACUACACUUCUUGGUUUGAAAACGAGAAGCUCUACAUUCAGAUGGAGCUAUGUGAUCACAGCUUAUGUGUAAACAGUUUUUCCAGACGUUUCACAGAGGGAGAGAUUUUAGUAUCCUUGUAUCAGAUUGCAAAGGCAUUGCAGUUUAUGCAUGAGAGAGGAAUAGCUCACUUAGAUGUAAAGCCAGAUAAUAUAUAUGUGAAGAAUGGUAUUUAUAAGCUUGGUGACUUUGGAUGUGCAACUCUACUUGAUAAAAGCCUACCAAUUGAAGAGGGUGAUGCUCGCUAUAUGCCUUCAGAGAUCCUGAAUGAGAAACAUGACGAUCUUGCCAAGGCUGAUAUCUUCUCAUUGGGAGUUGCUAUGUAUGAGCUUAUUAGAGGUUCACCGUUACCGGAAGAAGGACCUCAAACCUUAAAUCUUAAGAAAGGAAAAUUGCCACUGCUUCCUGGUCACUCCUUGCAACUUCAGAACUUGCUCAAGGCCAUGUUGGAUCCAAAUCCAGUCUGCAGACCAUCAGCUAAAGAGUUGGUUGAAAAUCUAAUGUUCCACAGGGUGCUAAAAAAUGCAUGGGCCUAGAACAACCACGAUUGCGAAUUGAAGAGAUUGGGGUAUUGUAUUAUAGUAUAUAUGUCAUCCUUUUGUGUCUGCCAGCCCAGUAAAAUAGGCAAAAGUAUGUGAAUGGCCAAUUUUGUAUCUAUAAUUCUCCCUCAUGUAUUAAUAUGCACCUAAUUUUCCUCCUAAUGCGGUGCAUUUUUUAUGAAUCCUGAGGAUUCCUUGGUCA
Rosa rugosa (rugosa rose) is the source of this 1716-nucleotide messenger RNA. RefSeq names its product wee1-like protein kinase. The record is from RefSeq and is a predicted model, not a curated record. The transcript has 10 exons. Gene Ontology annotation, molecular function: protein kinase activity; ATP binding. Gene Ontology annotation, biological process: protein phosphorylation. NCBI's taxonomy places the organism in Eukaryota, Viridiplantae, Streptophyta, Magnoliopsida, Rosales, Rosaceae. The coding region runs from base 93 to 1511 and encodes 472 amino acids.